This is a messenger RNA of Vanessa tameamea, 1256 nucleotides long. RefSeq names its product achaete-scute complex protein T3-like (gene ac). The record is from RefSeq and is a predicted model, not a curated record. Lineage: Eukaryota; Metazoa; Arthropoda; Insecta; Lepidoptera; Nymphalidae. Gene Ontology annotation, molecular function: RNA polymerase II transcription regulatory region sequence-specific DNA binding; DNA-binding transcription factor activity, RNA polymerase II-specific; protein dimerization activity. Bases 197 to 913 code for a protein of 238 amino acids. Gene Ontology annotation, biological process: regulation of transcription by RNA polymerase II; developmental process. The transcript is spliced from 2 exons.
GGCGCAGGUGAUAUAACGCGUGCGCGUGCGCCGGUGGCUCACUUGUGCGUGAAGCUCCGGUGCCGUCGCUCGCGCUCGCCUAAAACCGAAAGCUCCCACAAAGCCUUUCUUUACGCGCCGGCUAGUGCUUUCCCGAACGCCGCGCGGAUCAGUUGUGUGCUCUUAUCUCUCGCGAACGCUCGCGCAAACACGUAAAAUGUUACAAGAAAUACAAUUAGUUCAAGGUCAAACCAACUACGUAGUCGUAUGCUCUGGCUACCCGUCUGCGACUGUAACGAAACCAGCACUGGAAAAAAGGAUUGUACCGAUUGCCCCGGCUCCGGAAAAAAAUUAUGUCACUCACGACACGCCGCCCAACCAACAAUACAGAAAGAAGGUGCAUUUUAGGACGAACCCUUACACCGGACCUCAGGCUGUGUCGAUUGCGAGACGUAAUGCACGUGAAAGGAAUCGCGUGAAACAAGUAAACGAUGGAUUCAAUGCACUUCGUCGUCACUUGCCAGCCUCCGUGGUGGCCGCCUUGUCUGGUGGCGCCAGACGGGGAUCUGGAAAGAAACUCAGUAAAGUCGAUACAUUACGGAUGGUCGUUGAGUACAUCAGAUAUUUGCAACAAUUACUCGACGAAAGCGACGCUGCAUUAGGAAUCACACGUGAUCAAGAAAAUAGAGAAAAUAUUCCAAGUAGCAAUUCGCAAAGUAUGAAUUCGCUGUCGGACAUGGACGACGGUUUCUUCUACGGAAGCAGUUCCCCGUGCUCGGAGAAAGCGAAUUCCCCUGCGCCUUCGGAGUGUUCGUCCGGAGUUUCGUCGGCAUAUUCACCUGUCGACCGAUACGAAGUGUCAACGCAACAGACUCUCGGGCCCAUGGAUGAAGAUGAGCUGCUCGACGUGAUAUCCUGGUGGCAACAGAAAUAGCAAUAACGUAUCUGAAGUGAACGAGCUGAACGAAGUUUCGUUGAAUCCCUCCGAGUAUUACUCUUUAUAGUAAAGACGAAAAGACUCUUUAUAUUUCUAGUCAAAUUUUAGUGCCUUAAAAUAUUAGAUAUUAAGUUAAUAGUGUGGUUAGUAAAAUGAUAAGUGUUCGAAAAACAUUUUGGAGAAGUGAAUUAUCGAUUUCAUAGAUUUUGGGAUUUUAUCGACUAAGGCCUUGAACCAUAAAAAAGAACAUUUGAGGUUUUAUUACAGGUUUGUAAGAGAACCGACUACAGUAUGUAAAUACAUAGAUUAAGAUAUCGAAUAAAUUAUUUAUUGAACAAUG